GCCCUAUUUUCCUCUGCCACUCUCAAUCCUCCCAGUUUGUCUAUCUGAGGAAGUAGAAGGAAGAAAGAUGCUUUCGGGAGUGAAGUUUAUACCUCGGGGUCGGAUUGAUAGAGCACAAGAUGAGAAAUCGAGUGAUUCUACAAAAGAGAGGAAGAAAUCAGGUAAUAGAAAAGAAAAGAAUAGGAAAAAAAAGAAGAUUUCUAGGUACAGUAGUUCAGAUGACGAAGAGAUAGAGAAAAUUAGAAAAGGGUCCAAAAAGAAUAAGAAGUGGUACUCGUCAGAGGAGCAUACGUCCAGUUCAAGUGAAAGAGAAAGUGAAAGCAGUUCUGAGCGAGAUGGGAAGAAGAGUCGAAGAAGGAGAAAUGAGAAGAAAGCUUAUGGGGAUAGGUCAAGGGAUGAAGCUAGUGACAGGUCAAAAAAGAGACCACAAACUAUGAGAGAACUUGAUUCAUCUGAGGAUUAUUCUUCAUCUGAUUUAGAAGAUGAAGGCGGGGAUGGUUUUUCUGGUAGAAAAGAUAGGAAUCGCAGAAGUGGGAAAGAAGAAAGAACAAGGAGUAAGAAAAGAGGGACUAAAAAGGACGUUGCAGGGGAGGAGUCACUUGAUGAUGCUGGAGGAUCUCAUUCCUUGACUGACAAGGAGAUUGUGAGGAAAGAAAUGGGACUGGAAUGGAUGCUUCGACCCAGUGAUAAUAGUGAGCGAAAGCCUGCAACAACAUCUGACCAGGUGCCAGAGGAGCCUCAGGCAGAGGAGACAAUGAAAGUGAAUCCCAGAGAAUUAAACCCCUAUCUAAAGGAUGAUGGGAAUGGUUAUCCAGAAGAAAUGGAUGGGACAAAGGUUGGUGGGAAUCGACUGUUGUCUUCUUCAGUUGUUGGAGAUGGAGGUGCAAGCUGGAGAAUGAAAGCCUUGAAGCGUGCACAAGAGCAAGCAGCUCGUGAAGGACGAAAGUUUGAUGAGGUUGUUGAAGAACGGUGGGGUUCUCUUGGUCAGUUGACUGUUUCUUUGGCAUCUCAUGCAGCUGCCCCAUCUCGUGCUCAUCUGCAUGCCAUAAAAAGUAGAAAGAAGGGGCUAACACAGGAACAGAAAACACCCAUUCAAGAUUACCAGAGGGAUUCUGAGAAGAAUUCUGGCCGAGAGUACUUGAAGGAUGUGUCUGUCCGUAAUCCUGAAAUGAAAGCACCUAAAGUUCACAACUCUUUAUCCUGGGGAAAGCGGAAAGGUCAAAAUGUGUCUACUAAGGAUGUUGGCCUUAUCUCUGAUGCAGUUGCCAGCUUAAAUAAGUUUGCCAAUGAUGGAAGCUUUAUGCAUGAAGUUGUGCAUCGGCAGAACAUUGAUACUGGUGGUCCUCUUGGUUCUUCAUAUGCAAAUUGCGAGGGGAAUGUUAUGUCAAAAUCAGUUUCUUUAGAAACAAACCAACCUGGUGAGGCUAGUAAGCAGGCAUUGAGUGCAAACCAGUUGGCAGCAAAGGCUUUGCGGCUACGUAUGGAAGGAAAGCAUAAAGAAGCGGAGGAGCUUUUGAAACAAACAGAGAUCAUCAAAGCGAAUCAGGGCACUGAGGAAAAUACUGGGGAGCGAAGUGGGGGAGGCACAAGCAGAUAUGUAAUGCAUGAUUCAUCUGUUCGGAGAAAGAGGAAGGAGGAUGAUGCCGAUUUGCAUCUAGCUCAAAAGAUAAUGCAGAGUAAACAGUAUAACAUGUCAAGCCGAGCAGAUGAUGAAUAUGAUUUUGAUGAUGCUCCAAGUCGAAAGACUAGGAAAAAGGAAGGGGGUAAUGAUCGUAAGUUAACUGAGAAGAAUAACUUUGCAAAUCGUAUCUUGACUCAGCAAGAGCGCUGCCAAUUCUGUUUCGAGAAUCCCACUAGGCCAAGACAUCUGGUUGUUGCAAUUGCUAAUUUCUCAUACUUGAUGUUACCCCAGUGGCAACCUGUCAUACCAGGUCACUGUUGUAUUUUGCCAAUGCAGCAUGAAUCUUCUACAAGAACACUAGACAAUAAUGUAUGGGAUGAAAUUCGCAACUUCAAGAAGUGCUUAAUAAUGAUGUUUGCGAAACAAGAGAAGGAUCUAGUGUUUCUUGAAACAGUGAUGGGUUUGGCACAACAACGCCGUCAUUGUUUGGUUGAGUGCAUCCCAUUGCCCCGAGAAACUGCAAAACAAGCUCCUCUUUAUUUUAAAAAGGCAAUUGAUGAAGCUGAAGACGAGUGGAGCCAGCAUAACGCGAAGAAGCUUAUUGAUACAAGUGAGAAGGGAUUGCGAGGUUCAAUUCCCAAAGACUUCCCAUACUUUCAUGUAGAGUUUGGCCUAAACAAGGGAUUUGUUCAUGUUAUUGAUGACGAAAAACAGUUCAAAAGCAGCCUUGGCCUCGAUGUUAUAAGAGGUAUGCUACGUUUGCCAGAGGAAGACAUGCACCGCCGUCGGAGGCAUGAGUCGGCGGAGGCACAAAAACAAGCUGUCGUAAAUUUUGCCCGAGAUUGGGAACCUUUUGACUGGACCAAACAGCUCGAGUGAGGACUUGAGCCUUACAGGGUUCUGGGCAUAAUGGCUUUUGUUUGGAAAUAUUUUCUGUUUUCCAAUUUUAAAAACAGAAAAUGAUAUCUGUUCUACCUUGUAAUUAUUGAGAUAUAAUGUUGUUGAUUGCCCAUUCUUACCCAACUUUUUCCUGAGCAUGCAUUUAUGCGAUGGAUUUAAUAUUCACUCUUUCUCAGGUU
Molecule: messenger RNA, 2700 nt
Organism: Vitis riparia (riverbank grape)
Lineage: Eukaryota; Viridiplantae; Streptophyta; Magnoliopsida; Vitales; Vitaceae
Product: CWF19-like protein 2
Exons: 11
Coding region: 68-2500 (810 amino acids)
Biological process (GO): mRNA splicing, via spliceosome
Cellular component (GO): post-mRNA release spliceosomal complex
Source: RefSeq, a predicted model, not a curated record